Lachancea sp. 'fantastica' is the source of this 3099-nucleotide messenger RNA. The record is from the annotation of a GenBank genome assembly. Lineage: Eukaryota; Fungi; Ascomycota; Saccharomycetes; Saccharomycetales; Saccharomycetaceae.
AUGUCAGUUGAAGCUCGCAGCCUAGAUGAAUUGGGUUUGGUCCAAGUUUUAGAACAAGCUAGCGAUGCAAGACAUGCUGGAUCACAAGUUCAACGAGCUGCAGAAUUGCAGCUGAAGACUUGGGAAUCUCAAAAAGGUUUCCAUUUUUUGUUGCAAUCGAUCUAUCUCGAUCUAUCGUGUCCUCUGAACAUUCGAUGGCUAGCGAUUAUCCAGUUCAAGAACGGCGUUGAAAAGUAUUGGCGUUCCACUAGGGUGAAUGCAAUUGCCAAAGAUGAAAAGGAAUCGAUCAGAAACCGCGUUUUUGAUCUUAUCGACGAAAAUAAUAAUCAACUUUGCAUACAAAAUGCUCAAGCCACGGCUCGCAUCGCACGCUUGGACUUCCCGGUCGACUGGCCAAAUCUUUUUGAACAGCUUGAACGGUUAUUUGGAAACGAUGUCAUUUGGCAAGACAAUGUCAAGGUUUACAAUCUUCUGCUGAUCACCAAUCAAGUCGUUAAGAUCAUGGCCACUGCAAGAAUAGGAAGGUGUAGGCCUGCAAUGCAAAGCAAAACUCCUUUGAUUUUCCCACUUAUAGUCCGUUCGUAUCUCAAGGCGUUUAACGAAUGGACAACGUCGGGAAAUGUUGAUGAAGACAGCCUUGCACAGGUCCAGGUUUCUUACCUUGCGUUGAAAGUGCUAAGACGUUUGAUCGCUGAAGGCUACGAGUCGCCUCAUAGAAAUGAACCCGUCCGUGAAUUUUUGCAAAUAUCAAUUGCACACUUCGAACUUCUUAUAUCCCAUUACGACAACUACAGGAAAUUCGAUCUUUUCGAAAAGUACGUGCGAUGCUACGGCAAGCUUUACUACAAUAUUAUGUGCGCAUCUCCCUCGAACUUCAUCCUCUUGCCCUGCUCUUUACAGAUUUUAAUGACUUUCACUAAACUACUGAUGGAUAGGGCAUCUGAUGUGUAUAAUGAGAAUGCAGAUCUGAAUGGCGACUUUUGGGAGCAAAUAGCGAUCCGCGGAUUUCUACUUUUGAAGAAGCUCAUCAACUUCAUCCAUAAAAAGGGUGCUGUAACUAUCAGGGCGAAAAAUGACAAGGCUGAAGUUGAUGCAGCUAUUAGACGAAUCUCGACGGAUUUUUUGAACGAGCAGCUGGUUCAACGCUGGGUGGAUCUUUUGAUGGGAUGGUAUAUCAAAUUAAGGCUUUCCGAACUCGAGAGCUGGUCUAUCGAUCCCGAGGAAUGGAUGAACGAGCAGCUGGCGACGAGUUACGAGCAUCAAAUAAGACCUUGUGCCGAAAACUUUUUUCAAGAUCUGAUAGGCACGUUCUCUGAGGUACUAGUUCCUUAUUUGCUCAAUAAGAUACAGACCGACGUGGCAAGUUUGGGCUAUGGAAUGAAAGAUCUUUUGAGUAAGGAUAGCAUUUUUGCAAGCUUUCAACUAAGCGCCACCUCCAUAAGCGACUCCGUUGACUUCGAUCGCCUCUUGGUAGACGUUUUCAUUCCAGAGGCAACAAACACUAAAGUAUCCCAAGAUUCUUCCAAAAUUCUGAAGAGAAGAGUUGCUCUAGUUAUCAAUGAGUGGUGCACUGUUAAAUGUUCGGAAGAAAGUAAGCAAUUGUGCUACAAACUGUUACUUCAACUAAUAAAUGAAGAAAAUGACAGAGUCAUCCAGUUGACUGCUGUUCAGACUUUAAGGACAAUGGUGGACGACUGGAAUUUUGACAAGAGAUCUUUCCAGCCCUACUUGGAAGAUACUGUUUCUCUUCUAUUGAAACGGCUCUUGCCUUCCGUGUCUUUGACUGAGACUCGUUUGUAUGUUUUGAAUACACUAAGUGAUGUCAUCAUUCAGACAAAGCCUCUGAUCAGUACGGCUCAGUUGGUAGAGAUACUACAGGUCGUCCCAGCUCUAUGGGAUAUUUCGAUAAAGGAGCCCAGUGAAUCUAUUUUGACUAAUGCUCUUUUAAGACUUCUACGCCAUUGCGUAGAUUCUUUAGGUCAAAACUCUCCUGCUACUUGGGAAACAGCGCUGCCCAUUACGCAAGCUGCUUGUGACCCCAGCUCUCCACACUACUCGCUGCUAUACGAGGAUGGAUUCGAACUGUGGCAAAGCCUUCUACAAAACUGCCCAUCAGAAGUAGAAGCAGAGAGAGUGUUUUCGCCAUUAAUACCACUCUUACACGGUGCUAUACAAAAUCAAACCGAGAUAUUGCCUACUCUUUUAGAGAUUGUCAGGAGCUAUUCUCUGCUUUUCGAUCCUGAACAUUUCCGACAAUUCGAAUUCCUGUCUUUUGCUAUUUCAUACCUUUCCAAGUAUUUGUUGAAACUCCGGGAUGAUUCAUUCGAUCUGCUCUUGUCAAUUCUUGAUAUUGUUGUACUUGCUACAAAACAAGAAAACACCAACUCCUUACUGGACUAUCUAUUAGGUACUCGUGUGUUUGACGCAAUCUUCGACGCUUUAUUCAAGGAGGAGCAGAUAUCGAGUUUUCAGGCUGGGCAGCUGCUUCAAGUUAUUGCCAGGGUCGCUUUUGUCAACCCACAGUCCAUCCUACAAAUUCUUGAAGCAUAUUACUACCAGCUUCCUAACUCCUCGGAGAAUUCGUACCUCUCUUUGGACCAAAGAAGGGUUAUCAACAGGGAUAUGUCAUUUGAAGACGUCGUGAGCAAGUUCAUGAAUAUAUGGAUUCUUUGUUUCAAAGACUUCUAUGAUCCUAAGGUAAAAAAGAUUCACACACUCGGCGUUUCAUCCAUGUUGCGCUCCUCAGCGCUGCCAAUAUUGGCGGACUUUCCAAGUAUUGCAUCUAUCUGGGUUGAGUUUUUGGAGGAAAUCAAUGAAACUGCUGGAGGAGACUGUGAAAAGUUUCAUUUAAAAGAAAGUGUCUCAGCUACUGAAGACAGCGAAGGAGAAUAUCCUCCUACGUGCGAACAACUGCGCGUUGCUCAGCUCACAAGAGAAAGAGACCCUGCUCACAAUGUGAGUCUUAAAGAGAACAUCACUCAGAUCGUGCAGUUUUUAGAGGCAAAGCUCGGACCCCAAUUCCAGGAGCUUCUUGCGUCUGUGGAUGCCGCUACUCUUGAAAAUCUAAACUUAUUUCUAUCUUUGCCUUCGCAAAAAUAA